Molecule: messenger RNA, 3797 nt
Organism: Phoenix dactylifera (date palm)
Lineage: Eukaryota; Viridiplantae; Streptophyta; Magnoliopsida; Arecales; Arecaceae
Product: chloride channel protein CLC-b-like
Biological process (GO): transmembrane transport; chloride transport
Cellular component (GO): intracellular membrane-bounded organelle; plant-type vacuole membrane
Molecular function (GO): nitrate:proton symporter activity; voltage-gated chloride channel activity
Source: RefSeq, a predicted model, not a curated record
AAACCUUUUUUAAAUGAUUCAACUACCCCAGCAUGAUCCUCUUCAUAACUCAUGGUAAUCCAGAGUCCAAAUGCCCCCUAAAGGACUAGAGGAGGGCCAGACAAUAGCUACAACUUACCUUUUGCAAUGAGACAAACAACUUCAGUAUCCUUUCUAUAUAUUAUUCAAGGUUUCCCUUUUUUUUUAUUUGCCUCAUGCUCAUCUGAAAGUUUGAUUAAUCUUGUUAUCUUGAACUGAAAUCCAGGAAUGCUGUAUGUACACGCUUCCGAAUUUCAUUGUCUCCACCCCGCGUGAGCUACCGCCCCUCCUACUUAUCAAGGGCCCAUUAAAAUGUAAGAGGUCUGCGAGCAAGAAAUAUAAGGGUUAAAACCUAUAAUUCAUGCAGAAAAAGUUCGCUAUACCAUCUCGUAACAGACAUAUCAUACUAUACUGAUAUCGAACCAACACUUAGUCUGAGGAGCAUCUCGGUAUAUAAAAUCAACCUUUAUAUUGGGCAUACCGAUAUUGUAUCGUCAUGGUAUUGUUAUGGAGUUUAGUACCAAAAUUGGAGACUUUGAUGUAGACAAGAAAUCAAAACCAUCCUUUCAUUCAAAGUCUAAACAGUGGUGGAGCUCCUCACCAAUCUAUGCCAAGAAAUAUUAAAUUCCUGCACGAAAGACACGUCUGUUACCAUUGUACACCUAAAACCCUACCAGCUACACAUUUACAAUCAAACUAUAGCAGCAUCAGUCUAUUAAGGCAUCAAAAUGGGGAAAGUUGCUCAUUAAUAUAUUCCCCCAAGUCACUGGAAGAUCCUUUCUUGCCCUGUUUCUAUGUAGUGACAGAGCAGGGAUAAAUAUCGGUGCCUUCAAUGUACAUCUGCAUCUCAUUAUCUCUUGGCAAAAACUCAUAGAAAGUGGCAAAAAAAAAAGAAGAAGAGGAGACCAGUUUAAAACAUCUUUUAAACUGGUGAACUCUCAGAGCACAGAGCUAAUGGAAGAGACCUCAAAACUAAUCCCAGAGCCAACAACAGCAGUAGCUGAUUUGGAAGUAGAUGAAGAAGAUGAACAAGAUCCAGAAAGCAACUCUCUGCAUCAGCGACUGCUCGGGAGAACCCCAACACUCACCACCAAUCAUCUAGCCAUGGUUGGAGCAAAGGUCUCCCAUAUAGAGAGCUUGGACUAUGAGAUCAAUGAGAAUGAUCUAUUUAAGCAUGACUGGAGGAGCAGAUCCAGUGUUCAGGUACUGCAGUACGUCUUCUUGAAAUGGACUUUGGUGUUUCUCGUCGGGCUCCUGACUGGUGUCAUUGCUUCCCUCAUCAACCUGGCUAUCGAAAACAUUGCUGGCUUCAAGAUGCUACUUGUGGGGCGUCUUGUGAAUGAAAAAAGGUAUUUAACUGGGUUUGCCUACUUCACAGGGGCAAAUUUUGCUCUAACCAUAGUUUCUGCGACUCUUUGUGUGGUGUUUGCUCCGACUGCAGCAGGGCCAGGAAUACCGGAGAUCAAAGCUUAUCUCAAUGGAGUUGAUACUCCCAAUAUGUUUGGUGCAUCCACGUUGAUCGUCAAGAUCAUUGGAAGCAUUGGAGCUGUAUCUGCAGGGCUAGAUCUUGGAAAAGAAGGGCCACUGGUGCACAUCGGAGCCUGCCUCGCAUCGUUGCUAGGCCAAGGUGGAUCAGACAACUACUUCCUCAAGUGGAGAUGGCUUCAAUACUUCCAGAAUGACAGGGACCGCAGGGACCUCAUCACAUGUGGUGCAUCUUCCGGUGUCUGCGCUGCCUUCAGAGCACCCAUCGGGGGUGUUCUCUUCGCUCUUGAAGAGAUUGCAUCCUGGUGGAGGAGUGCUCUUUUAUGGAGAACAUUUUUCAGCACCGCCAUCGUUGUUGUGGUGCUGAGGGGAUUCAUGGAGUAUUGCAACUCUGGAAAAUGUGGCUUGUUUGGAAAAGGAGGACUAAUUCUCUUUGAUGUCAGCUCAGUUUCUGUGACUUAUCAUGCAAAUGAUUUUCUUCCUGUCGCACUUAUCGGCAUAAUCGGAGGAGUCCUCGGAAGUCUGUACAACCAUUUUUUGCACAAGAUUCUUAGGUUCUAUAGCCUAAUUAAUGAAAAAGGCCGAAUGGCCAAGCUGCUGCUCAGCCUAGGAGUUUCUCUCUUCACUUCCAUCUGCCUAUACCUUCUUCCAUUUGUCGCGCCAUGCACACCAUGCGAUCCCACCCUGGAUGUCGCCUGCCCGACCGUCGGGCAAAGCGGGAACUUCAAGCAAUUCAACUGCCCGAAUGGCUACUACAAUGACUUGGCAAGCCUCCUCCAUGCCACCAAUGAUGAUGCAGUGCGCAACAUAUUCUCCACGAGCACCCCGACCGAGUUCCGCCCCAUCUCUCUGCUCAUCUUCUUUGCUCUCUACUGUAUUCUGGGCCUCUUCACCUUUGGCAUCGCCGUCCCCUCGGGUCUCUUCCUCCCCAUCAUCCUCAUGGGCUCUGCUUACGGCCGCCUGCUUGGCCUAGUGAUGGGAUCUUAUACCUACAUUGAUCAGGGUCUCUACGCAGUGUUGGGCGCCGCAGCUCUUAUGUCCGGCUCAAUGAGAAUGACUGUGUCCCUCUGUGUCAUCUUCCUAGAGCUCACAAACAACCUUCACCUCCUACCCAUAAUGAUGUUUGUAUUGCUAAUCGCCAAGACCGUUGGUGAUGCUUUUAACCCAAGCAUAUAUGAGAUCAUACUUGAGCUCAAGGGACUGCCAUUCUUGGAAGCAAAUCCAGAACCAUGGAUGAGGAAUCUUACUGUAGGAGAGCUUGCAGCAGCUAAGCCCAGUGUUGUAAACCUUCGAGGCAUCGAGAAGGUGUCUCACGUUGUCGAGGUAUUGAAAUCCACCAAACACAAUGGCUUCCCUGUUGUUGAUCAAGGAGUGGCAUCACCCAUAGGGAUGCCUGAAGGAGCAGUGGAAUUGCAUGGUCUGGUCCUGAGGUCGCACCUCAUUGCAGUGCUGAGGAAGAAGUGGUUCCUGAAAGAGAGGAGGAGAACUGAAGAAUGGGAAGUGAGGGAAAAGUUUACAUCAGUGGAUCUAGCACGAAAGAAGGGGCCAAAAUUAGAAGAGAUGGUGCUAACGGAGGAUGAGAUGGAUAUGUACAUUGAUCUACACCCCUUCACAAAUACAACACCAUAUACAGUGGUGGAGACCAUGUCAGUUGCAAAGGCUGUGGUGCUUUUUCGACAGGUUGCUCUGAGGCAUUUGCUGAUUAUUCCCAAGUACCAAGGAGCAGGGUUCACAGACCAUAUGUGUCUGUACCAAGUACAAGACCAAAAAAGCGUAGCAGAUCACCCAAGUUCACAAAUAGCAUAUUGUUCCAAGAAGAAAGAUGCAGUUCAGCACUGAUCUUUACAAACUACAUUUGCUGUAUAUACUCAAAUAUAGAAGCAAAAGUGAGCAACAACUAGUGUGGAAAUUUUUUUCCACUGAAUUAGCUGUUUGGUUUUGAUUCUGUAGAUAUCGCCUGUUGUAGGCAUUCUAACCAGGCAGGAUCUCAGAGCCCACAACAUCUUGGGUGCCUUCCCUCAUUUGGCCGAAAAAGGAGAAAAGUGAAAGUACCAAUUCCUAGUCAAAAUAUUCAGUUUGCAGGGAAUUAUGAUCAUUCGUUAUACUUUGAGAAAUUUUUGUUACUACUACUGCCAUUCUUUGUUUCUCAUGAGAAUGGUCAAAUAUAAUCCACAGCCUGUAAAACCUCAGCUUCAUAUUAUGUUAUCAAGAAGAUACCAAACAACAGUUUGCAUAUAGAGUGCAAGACUUGUAGUUCUGCUUUUCUUACUAAAGUAUCUCCAUUUUCCUGUUCU